AUGUCGUACGAAAUUAAAAAUAAAAUCGUCGCGAUCACCGGCGCUGCUUCAGGAAUUGGAUAUGAAACAGCCAUAAAAUUUGCCCAAAAAGGAGCGAAAUUGGUGCUCUUACUUGAUUUAAAUGAAAAGCUUGGAAAUGAAGCAGUAAAUACUAUUAAUUCAAAAUUCGGUAGCAAAAGAGCGGUUUUUUACAAAUGUGACGUUAGAACUGAUGUCGAAACAGUUUGGAAGAAAAUAAUUGAUGAAUAUGGAAAUGUUGAUGUGUUAGUGAAUAGCGCUGGUGUAUUUUGUGAAAAGAAUACUAAGAAAACGAUUGAUAUCAAUGUGACAGCGUUAAUCGAUUGGUCGCUGAAGUUUUGGGAGUGCAACCGUAAGGACAAAUCAGGGAAUGGUGGAACAAUCAUUAAUUUGGCAUCGAUUUACGGAUACAGAGUUGAUCAGUACAUCCCCAUUUAUCAAGCUUCGAAGUUUGCAGUUAUGGGCUUCACAAGAUCAUUGGGACACGAGUACAAUUUUAAUAGAAGUGGCGUUAGGGUGGUUGUCGUUUGUCCUGGUUUCACUGAAACUCCAAUAGUACAUAACAUACAAGUAUGGGAUGAUGUAAUAAGAGAAGAGUUCGUAGGUUUUACGGAGACACAAGCUUGGCAGAAGCCAGAUGAUGUGGCCAACGCGAUUGUUGAAGUAUUUGAGAAUGCUAAAAGUGGAACAGCAUGGAACAUUGAAGGCGGUAAUCCUGUUAAGCAAGUUUAG
Molecule: messenger RNA, 750 nt
Organism: Zerene cesonia (dogface butterfly)
Lineage: Eukaryota; Metazoa; Arthropoda; Insecta; Lepidoptera; Pieridae
Product: 15-hydroxyprostaglandin dehydrogenase [NAD(+)]-like
Exons: 1
Coding region: 1-750 (249 amino acids)
Cellular component (GO): cytoplasm
Molecular function (GO): oxidoreductase activity, acting on the CH-OH group of donors, NAD or NADP as acceptor
Source: RefSeq, a predicted model, not a curated record